Dromaius novaehollandiae (emu) is the source of this 7571-nucleotide messenger RNA. RefSeq names its product mucin-4-like. The transcript is spliced from 12 exons. The coding region runs from base 83 to 6769 and encodes 2228 amino acids. NCBI's taxonomy places the organism in Eukaryota, Metazoa, Chordata, Aves, Casuariiformes, Dromaiidae. Gene Ontology annotation, molecular function: ErbB-2 class receptor binding. The record is from RefSeq and is a predicted model, not a curated record. Gene Ontology annotation, biological process: cell-matrix adhesion; regulation of signaling receptor activity.
GUGGGACUCUAGCAGGAGAGGCAGUGACAAGGCUGCCCUUGCCUCCCUCUGAGCCUUCCCAGACUGAGAGGAGGCCUGAGGCAUGGGGAGGGGAUGGAUGCUGCGGACCUUUGUGGGAUGCUGCGUGUGGAUUUUGCACGGGCUCAGGGCUGCCGUCGCAGUCCCUGUCACCACGGAGGGGCAGUUUGGGGUGGACACAGCUUUUCCCUCCACCGCAGAGAGCCAAGUGACCCAUGCGCUGGUGCCGGAGAAUGCGGAGAUGAGUACUGCGGCGGCUCUGCUGCCAGGUACCGCAGCUGACGCUGAAAUCGCCGCCUCGCUGGCAGAUAGCUUUCUUGUUGGAGGCCCCACGAGCUCUUCCUUCCCCACUGGGGCAGAGCUGAGUGAUUUGGUGACAGCAGCAAAUGAAUACAGCUCCCGCUCAGCGGCAGGGAAUGAUACUGAGGCUGGUCCAUCACCUCCAGAGCAAGAAGAAACACAGGUGCCCACUGGAGACCCCCAAGCUUUGACAAACGUGACCAAGUUUCUUAAUGUGUCUCAGGAAAAUGAGUGGGGUUUGGAUGCUCCGGGUGCAGACGCUGCCUCAUUUUCCACACCUGAGCCCCUUUUCUCCCCAAAUGCAGAGCCUGACAUAGCAGGAGCUGCUCCUGACACAUCCCUUGGGACUACCCCAGCCUCCCUGCUCUUUGUGGAUGCCAAUAACAACUUCUCAGUGUCUGUGACAAGAGAGGGAGCAGAGGAUUUGGAGCCUGCUGCUGGCACUGCAUCUGUCCCACACUUCCUUUCUCCAUCAGCUGGUGGGGCACAGCCGACCACCAGGGCUAUUGAGGACCAGGCUGCUGACAGCCCCUUGGGUCUUGGCAUCACUGUGCCACCAAGCAGAGGGCUGGACACAGCCACCAUGGGAGUGAGCAAAGAAGGUGUAACCCUCGCUGCAGAUCUCCAAAGCAGAGCGAGUGCCCCCUCCUUGAGCCCAGACUCCGGGGCUGGGGAGCUGCUUGCAACAUGGCAGGAUGAGCAGGCAAGUGAGGCUGCUGGUGUCAUCCAGGGGCCGGCAGGAGAAACAGCCGUGGCUGCUGAGGAAGGUCCCACUCCUUUAGAGGCUGGAAAAGCAGGAGAUGCAAUAGAUGGUGGUUUUGGUGAACCUGACUUGUCCCAUCCACCUCUGGGGAGUGAGACAGUGUUGGAAGCAGUGAGAAACCCAGAGGAAACCUCCCGCCUUGCCAGCGAGACAGAGCUGAGCCCGGAUGCUUUGCCAGGACCCGACAGGAAUGAACAGGGAUCCUCAGGGGUGGAUAUAGGCAGUCCUAAUUCAGCCCCAUCUCCUGCAGCUAGUGAGGCACUUGCAGCACCCACAGAGCCUGAUGUGCAAAGUGCCACCGCUUCCCUGGCUGCCAUGCUGCUCCCAGCGCACACAGAGCCACUGCCCACUGGGACUGUGGCUCCAGCUGAGCUUUCCCUGCACCCUGCCCCAUGGGACACUGCUGCUGGUGGUCUGCUGUCCCCUGUGGACAUCCCUACCGGGUCUUUAGCCUCCCUUGCCUCUUCCAGUGCUGCUGACUCUCCUCAGCCAGUCCUGAAUGCUGUGGCUGGCACCCUUUCCAGGGCUGAAAAUGGAGCAGAGUUAUCGGUGAGCCCCAACCUCAGUGCUGCCAUGUCCCCAUCCCUCAGGGGGUCAGAGCCACAGGGGACAGCAGCUGGCGCUUCUGAGGGAGCAGAGCUCCCCUCAGCUGAUGUACCAGGCACCAGCUUCAACCCAGCACCGGAUGUCCCCAGCCUAGCAUCCCUCGGACCUGCAUCACCUGUCCCCAGUGGCUUGCCUGGCGUGGGCCUGGGGCUGCCAGCAGCAGAGGGGAGUGAAGCCGGUGUGGCAGAGCAGGCACUGGGAGGAGGUGGCAGUGCAGCCAGGACUGAGCCAUCCCUGAGCUCUGCUCCGGGCAGCAGGACAGCAGUCGGGAUGGAUCAGCUGCCUGACGCUGGGUCCCCGUCUGGUCCUGCCUCUCCUGAUGAUGUGGUUGCAGCACCUUCUGUUUUGGAGACUGAUGGAGCAGAACCCAUCGCAGAGGCAGCUCCUGGCCCUGACAGCCCUUCCCAGGCCCCUCUGGACAGUGAGGGUGGCCCAGACCUUGCUGCAACUCUGGAGGCUGAGAGUGCUGGGGAUGUGGCAGGGGCAGGAAAUCCAGAGAGCCCAAGCCCUGAUAUGGGCACCAGUCCUCCAGCCUUCAGCCCACAGCAGGAUCCUGUGAUUCUGGGAGAGCUGUCAGCAGGAGAAGCAGGAGCUUUGACGGAUGCUGAAGUAUCCCAUCCGUUGGCUCUCGGGAGUGGAGCAGGAGUGGCUACAGCCCUGGGAGAAAUGUCCCUGCCUGGACCUGCAGCUCCUGGCAGUGCUGCCCUGGAGCCUGGCCUUGGGGUGGCUGCAGGACAAGAUGUUUUGCCUGGUGAAUCUCCCAGUGCUCCUGGCUCUCCUUGGCCAGCCCCAGGUGCUGUGGCUGGCAUCCUUUCUGGGACUGAUGAUGAAGCAGAGAUGCCAGCCAGUCCCAGCCUUGGUCCUGUGCCCUUUUCCCUUGGAGGGUCAGAGCUGCAGGGGUUGGUGGGUGGUGCUGCUGAGGGAGCAGGGCUCCCUGGAGCCAACGGACCAGGCACCAGCUUCAAUCCAGCACUGGAUGCCUCCAGCUCAGUGUCUCUUGGACCCGUGGGACCUGUGUGGCCUGUCCCCAGGGGCUGGCCAGAUGCCAGCCUGGGGUUGCCAGCAGUGAAGGGGAGUGAAGCUGGUGUGGCAGAGCAGGCACUGCGAGGAGGUGGAGGCGCAGCUGGAGGUGAGCUGCCCCUGAGCUCUGCUUCAGGCAGUGAGACAGUGGCUGGGACAGAUCAGCUUCGUUACGCCGGGUCCCUGUCCAGUCCUGCCUCCCACAAUGAUGGGGAGGCAGCAUCCUCCAUUUUGGAGACUGAUGGAGCAGGACCCAUUGCAGAGGCAGCUCCUGGCCCUGACAGCCCUUCCCAGGCCUCUCUGGACAGUGAGGGUGGCCCAGACCUUGCUGCAACUCUGGAGGCUGAGAGUGCUGGGGAUGUGGCAGGGGCAGGAAAUCCAGAGAGCCCAAGCCCUGAUAUGGGCACCAGUCCUCCAGCCUUCAGCCCACAGCAGGAUCCUGUGAUUCUGGGAGAGCUGUCAGCAGGAGAAGCAGGAGCUUUGACGGAUGCUGAAGUAUCCCAUCCGUUGGCUCUCGGGAGUGGAGCAGGAGUGGCUACAGCCCUGGGAGAAACCUCUCUGCCUGGCAGUGCUGCCCUGGAGCCCGGUCUUGGGGUGGCUGCAGGACAAGGGGAUUUGCCCGGUGAAUCCCCUAGCACUGCUGACUUUCCUCAGCCAGCCCUGGGUGCUGUGGCCGGCACCCUCUCUGGGGCCGAUGACAGAACAGAGACACCAGCAAGUCCCAACCUCAGUACUCCCAUGUUCCCAUCCCUUGGAGGGUCAGAGCUGCAGGGGAUGCCAGGCAGCACUUCUGAGGGAGCAGAGCUCCCUGGAGCCAGUGGACCAGGCGCUGGCUUGAAUUCAGUAUUGGAUGCCCACAGCCCAUCAUCCUUCAGCCUGGUGGGACCCGUGUCCCCUGUCCCCAGGGGCUGGCCUGGUGCUGGCCCAGGGCUGCCAGCAGCGGAGGGGAGCGAAGCCGGCACAGCGGAGCAGGUGCUGGGAGCAGGUGGCAGCGCAGCUGGCGGUGAGCCGUCCCUGAGCUCCGCUCUGGGCAGCGGGACAGUGGCUGGGAUGGAUCAGCUGCCUGAUGCCAGGUCCCUGUCUGGUCCUGCCUCUGCCAAUGAUGUGGUUGCAGCAUCCUCAGUUCUGGAGACUGCCAGGGUGAGCUACCUUGGAGGAGUGCCCAGUGCUCCUGGCUUUUCGCAGCCUGCCCUGGGGAGUGCUCAGCUUGGAGCCCCUCCUGCCACAGGAGAAGCAGAUAAACUGGCUGAGGCCGUCCCUGCUGAUGGAGUGUCCGCUGGGGGACAGGGCCCUGCUGUGGAGGGAACAUCUAGUUCGGGAGCCCCUGAUGGAGCAGUAAGAGCUGUGGAGCACUCCGCACCCUCCUCUCUGUCUGUUGAAGGGUCUUCACCACUUGGGACAGCCGGCGUGACUACGGUGGGAGCAGGCCUUCCUGGUGCCAGUGGAGGAGCCGAUGGUUUGAAUGCAGGCUCAGCUUCUGGCCCAGGGUCUUCAGGCCCCGAAGGCACUCCCCUGUCUGCCCCUGGCAUCCAGAGUGGUUCAGAUCUUGGACCUUCUGACACAAAACUGAGCCAAGUCAAUGUGGUCGAGCUCCCUGGAGGAGAAGCAGGAGUCUCGGCUGAUCAUGAAGCUUCCCUGAGCACCAGUUCAGGAGAUGGGGCAGGAGCCAUCGUACAAAUAGCAGCCGGAGUGCUGGCUCCAUCUGCCCUUGCCUCCCCGCAGCAGACACAGACCCUGGUCCCGUCGGCUCUGGACACUGGCAUUGCCACUGCUGGCAUUACCGGCUUGCUGGGCUCUUCUCUGCUGCUCCCUGGGCAUGGGCUUGCUGCAUUGCCUGCCUCCUUGGGAGGCAUGGGGGAAAGCUCAGUGCAGGUGCCUAACGAGAAACCCCCCUCUCCCUCCAAUAUCCGGAGUGGAAGCAGCUUGGCGGUGGCGGGCACACUGCUGGCCUCAGCAAAGGCACUCAACAGGCCACUGGCUGAUGCUGAAACUGCUCUUCCUUGGUCUCCUGAAGACGAGACAGCCUCAGGAUUGCCAGCACCUUUGGGAGAAGAGCCCCCAGCUCCGAUGUCUCCCAACAUGGGUCUGGCUGCACCUCCUGCUCCCGAGGGGCUAUCUUCUGGCUCCAGGUUUUCCUCUCCAGUUUCAGCAAGUGACCUGAGAGUGGGACCCUCUGCACUGGAAAAGGGAGAUCUCAGGGCAGCCUCCUCAAAUCCUGCUGGAUCUGCCCUGCUCCUGCCACCUCCCCAGCCUGAAAGCCCUGGGGUCCUGCCCAGCUCUGCAGCUGCUGAAGGGAGAGGGGAUGCAGACAGCCCAGGGGAGCUGAGUCCUAGGCUCCCCAGCACAGCGGUGAGGCCAGGGGCCGCAGCUCUACUGCCUCCUGAAGUGCCCGUGGAGCCCCCCACUCAGCCCUUGCUGGUGCAAGGGCCUGCAGGAGGAGGGUCCUCUGGCCUUGCUCCCAUCAGGAUUGCUGCUGAGAGCACCAUGACAAAAAUCCUGGGACCAGGAUCUGCUGGCGGUUCAUCAUCUGUGGCCCUGCAGCCCUCCUCGGGUGGCAAGGCGAUCGCUGGCCUCACCAACGUAGCUGCUGCUGGCUCUGCUGCUGCUGGGUCGAGUGUCCCUGCAGCCUCCCCGGGCCAGGGAGCAGCCCAGGGAGGGCCACCGGCAACCGUGCACCCAGCCGUGUCCUGCAGCCCCACAGCUGCUGGCCCAGCCUCACCAGCCCUGCUCCACGGUGGCACAAAGGCGCUCCCUGGGCAUGGAGCGAACGGGGCAGCUGCUCUCCUCCCUCAAACAUCAUCUGCUGCACUUCCAGCUCUGCCGGGAGGGCCUGUGGCCCCCGCAGCCCUGCUGUCCAUGACCACAGUUGCAGCAGUGCCGCUCUACGGAUAUGGAGCAAGGGAAAAUGACCGCGAGUACGUGGAAAGGAGAGUGGACUUUAAUUCUCCACUUUUCAAACCUGAGACUGGAUUCCCAUUCGGGAAAACCCUGCGUGAUUCUCUCUACUUCACAGACAACGGACAAAUCGUUUUCCCAGCCUCGGACAAUGACAUCUUCCCAUACCCCAAACCACCUCCUGGUGGGUUUAAUGGCCGUGAGAAGGUUCCCAUGAUUGCCGUGUUUUGGGAUGAUGCCGACUUCUCCAGAGGAGUUGGCACCACAUUUUACCAGGAGUUCCUCACCCUGAACUCUGCCAAGCCUCCCUUCAUACGUGAUGUGGAAGCCAAGAUUCGACGGUACAUGAAAACCUCGUACUCGGCAGUGUGGACCCUGAAGGUCACCUGGGAGAAGGCUCCUGCCCGCACAGCACAGACCAACACCAGGAGGACAAGCACGUACCAGGCUGUCCUCACCACUGAUGGCUUCAGAUCCUAUCUCCUGAUCCUGUACCAAGAUGGAGGCAUGAAAUGGGAUUACACCCAACUUGCUGCUACGAAUGUGCUGAUCGGCUAUUCCAGUGGGGAUGGAAUUUACCACAAUGACGAUCUCAUUCAAAGACCUCCGGCUGCUAAAUACCGCCCUGACCAGGUCAGGGGCUACAACACAGAUCUCCGUGGGCUGUGGAUAUACAAGCUGGAGAGCCGCGUGGGGGCCAACUACAGGCUGAAGUGCCUGGCGUGGACGGGACGGCAGCAGGAGCCGCAGACGUGGAGCCGGGGCCUGCCCGCGUGCCCCUGCUCCCUGCAGCAAGGGCAGCGGGAUCCGCGCUUCAGGAGUGCCCGGGAAGGCCGGCUGGGCGCCCGCUUGACGAUGCUGCACUCCGCCUCUCCGAACCAGUACGGUGCCGGGGUCCGUUGCCUCUAUGACAGCCGGAGCCAGUUCGUCGAGGGGCGGCAGGAGAGGUACUGGCGGUCCUCGAGACAAGCGUCCCCCUACCGUGAUCAGGAGCUGAAGUUGCACGACUGGUGCUGUAACCAGGCGGGAAGUGCCCAACUCUGCGCCAGGUACAGCGAGAAGAGACCGAAGAUGGGCUGUGAUGGAUACCAGUUGCCCAGCACUGGGCGGUCGUCGGAAGAGGCAGACAGCUACUCGGCGGAGCAGGAAGGUGGAGAGGUCGUGUAACUUGGUGCUCACGCCAUUCCUUGUCCACAACGGUCUGUGCUGUGGCUGAUCCUCCAACAAGCCUUUUGCUCCUGUUCCCGCACAGGAAACCUGCGUGACCCGCUUUCCCCCAUUUGUUGUAGCCACAAUCGGCCCGUGCCCUCUGUGCAGGGUGGGCUUACGCAGCCAGUGCUUGCAGUUGUGUUUGCUGGUAGAAGUUCACAUUUCUUUCCCAGCUUUGUCACAGGGAGCUGGUUGCUUUAUUUGCUCUUUCCUGGCCGCAGCCUUGCAGGUACCUGUUGUGUUGGGCUGUUCCGAAAACCAGGCACCUCCUUGCUGGUGGGGAGGUGGGCAGUUGCUGAGCUGUGUCAGUCAACUGUCUCCUCUUCCCUGCAUCUUGGGGGAGGCAGGAGGGGGAGGGCUGGUUGUGUCCCAGCAUGUGGGAAAGGAUUUCUGCAGCUCAUGUGGGCCAAAUGCAGCCAAGCACCCGAGUGCCUCAUUGCCUCAGGUGGCCCCCCGAGACGGUCCUUAGAACUGGUGGUAUCUGCGUGUCCUGCAUCGACUCCUGUCCCGAGCCUUUCCUCCCAGGCAGUCCAGAGGCCCCUGCUUCCCAGAGAAGGAACAACUCUCUGACUCUGGACUGAUCCAGACUGAUGUCUCUGCCAGACAUGUCAGGGCAAAAUUCACCUCCACAAUCAGAAAGGGUGGUAGAAAAAUAAUUUUUUGUGAGAGGGCAUCUCUAUUUCUUAAAAAAAAAAAAAAAAAAAGAGUUAUCAAAUACUGUUCAUUCAAUAAAGUGUCUGAUGGGCAUAAGCAUCUCUGA